AAUUUAUCAAUUAUUUUCUAUAAAUCACAAAAAUAGGGUUUGCCGUUUCCGUUUACGUUAUAUGUCGUCUUCUCAAUUUCUUCUUCUUCUUCUCUGGUCUCUCUAAUUUUUGUUCACACUUUGAAAUUUACGACACUUUAAAGAAACUCUGAUCGUCGUACGUACGUCUCCUGUUUUUUAGGGUUUCGUGCAUCUCAAGCUUCCCUAAUCAAUGUCUGAAUCAUCGGAGAAGCAGCAGAUCCUCACCGAGAAGGAACUCCAACGGAAGAAAAAGAAUGAAGACAAGGUUCGAGAAAAGGAAAUAAAGGAGCAAAAAGCUUUGGAGAAAGCAAAAUUAGCUGAAGAACUUAAGGCAAAACAAGAACAAGAUGGAACCAAAUCUUCUAAAAAGAGUACAAAGAAGAGUGCUAAAAGAUUUGAUUCAGAAGAGAAUCCUGAGGAUUUUGUUGAUCCAGAGACUCCUCUUGGUGAGAAGAAAAAGUUAUCUCCACUUAUGGCUAAACAAUACAGUCCUGACGCUGUUGAAAAAUCAUGGUGUGAAUGGUGGGAGCAAUCUGGCUUUUUUAAGGCUGAUGCUAAGAGUUCCAAACCAGCUUUUGUUAUUAUUCUGCCUCCUCCAAAUGUGACUGGAAUUUUGCAUACUGGGCACGCAUUAACAUCAGCCAUAGAGGACACGAUUAUUCGUUGGAAGAGAAUGUCUGGUUUUAAUGCGUUGUGGGUUCCCGCUACUGACCAUGCCGGUAUAGCUACACAGGUUGUGGUUGAGAAAGAGAUCAUGGCUAAAAGAGGAUUGAGUAGACAUGACCUUGGCCGAGAAGAAUUCGUUAAGGAAGUAUGGACGUGGAAGAACCAGUCUGGUGAUACAAUCAUGACACAACUACGGCGUUUAGGUGCUUCUCUUGAUUGGUCUCGUGAGUGUUUUACAAUGGAUGAGCAAAGAUCAAAAGCUGUCACUGAGGCUUUUGUUCGGUUAUACAAGGAAGGGCUUAUCUAUAGAGAUAAUAGGAUUGUUAAUUGGGAUUGUAGUUUAAGAUCAGCCAUAUCUAAAGAUGAGGUUACUCCUAUUGAGAUCAAAGGAAGGACACUGUUAGAAGUACCUGGAUAUGAGAAGCUAGUGGAAUUUGGUUUUCUUACUUCAUUUGCUUACCUUCUCGAGGAUGGUUCGGGAGAGGUUGUUGUAGCCACCACGAGAGUGGAAACAAUGCUUGGUGAUACUGCCAUUGCGUACAAGCAUCUUCACGGAAAGUUUGUGGUGCAUCCGUUUAUUAGUGGACGGAAGUUACCAGUUAUCUGCGAUGAAGAUCUCGUUGAUCAAAACUAUGGUACUGCUUGUGUUAAGAUUACUCCUGCUAUGCAUGAUCUUGAUGAUUUCGAUGUCGGAAAGCGCCACAAUCUUGAAUUUAUAAACAUAUUCACUGAUGAUGGAAAGAUCAAUACAAAUGGCGGGCCUGAGUUCGCGGGAAUGCCACGCUUUACGGCCCGUGAAGCGGUUGUUGAAGCUCUGAAGAAGAAGGGAUUGUACAGAGGUGCCGAAAACAACGCAAUGGAACUUAAACGUUGUUCAAGAACUAAAGAUGUUAUUGAGCCUAUGAUAAAGCCUCAGUGGUACGUGAAUUGUCAUGUGAUGGGAAAGGAAGCUCUUGAUGUUGCUAUCAAUGAUGAAAACAAGAAGCUAGAGUUUAUACAAAAGCAGUACACAGCAGAAUGGAGAAGAUGGCUAGAGAAGAUACAUGACUGGUGCAUUUCGAGACAGCUUUGGUGGGGACAUAGAAUACCAGCAUGGUAUGCAACUCUAGAAGAAGAUCAAAUUAAAGAUUUUGGUUCUUACAAUGACCAUUGGAUCGUUGCUAGAAACGAGAAAGAAGCUCAAAAAGAAGUUGAACAUAGAUUUGUCGGGAAGAAAUGCGAGCUCUCUCAAGAUCCUGAUGUGCUUGACACAUGGUUUUCUUCAGGGCUCUCUUCGUUAUCGAAUUUGGGAUGGCCAGAUGAAACUGAUGAGUUAAAAGCUUUCUAUCCAACUUCUGUUCUUGAAACUGGUCAUGGCAUUCUCUUCUUUUGGGUUGCUCGCAUGGUUAUGCUAUGUAUGCAACUUUCUGGUGAUGUUCCCUUUAGCAAGGUUUAUAUGCAUCCUAUGGUAUGUGAUGCACAUGGACGAAAGGUGUCAAAGUCUCUUGGAAAUGGCAUUGAUCCGCUUGAAGUCAUUAAAGGUGAAACUAUUGCGGGUCUUCAUAGGAGGUUAGAGACCAGUAUCUUAGAUCCAAAGAAGCUUGUUGCUGCUAAAGAAGGACAUGCCAAGGAUUUUCCAAAUGGUAUCCCUGAAUGUGGUUCCGAUGCUCUUCGAUUUGCACUUGUAUCCUACACAGCUCAGUCUGAUAGAAUAAAUAUGGAUAUCCUCCGAGUGAUUGGUUACCGUGAAUGGUGUAAUAAGCUCUGGAAUGCGGUGAGAUUUGCGAUGCUGAAGCUUGGUGAUGGUUAUACACCUUUGCUAACUCUAUGUCCUGAAACCAUGCCAUUGAGCUGCCAAUGGAUUCUUUCGUCACUAAAUAAGGUGAUAUCAAAGACGGUUGAUUCGUUGAAUGCUUACGAGUUUUCGAAUGCAGCCAACGCGGUAUACGCUUGGUGGCAAUACCAACUUUGUGAUGUAUACAUUGAAGCAAUCAAGCCUUAUUUUAACAAACCAGAAUAUUCUUUAGAGAGGACUCAUGCACAACAUGCUCUAUGGGUUUGUCUAGAGACUGGUUUGAGAUUGCUUCACCCGUUUCUGCCUUUUGUAACCGAAGAGCUUUGGCAACGAUUACCUUGGCCUAAAGAUUGUGAACGGAAAGCGUCUAUCAUGAUAUGUGACUACCCAUCUCCCAUUGAGAACUGGAGAAACGAAAAGGCGGAAACCGAAAUGGACAUGAUUCUGAUGACUGUGAAAUAUCUCAGAGCAAAGAGAGCAGAGUUGUUAGAGAAACAGAGAAAAGAAAGGUUGCAUGCAUUUGCUCUGUGUGAAAACGAGUUAAUGUUAAAGAUUGUACAGACCCAUGAGUUAGAGAUCACAACCCUUGCAAAUCUCUCAUCCUUAGAGGUUGAACUAAAAGGAGGAGAAGAACAAGCAGCCUUAUUAGCUAGAACAGCCUUUGAAACGAUUAACGAGAACCUCAAGGUUUAUAUCAAAGUGGAUGAAGCCAUUGAUGCAGAAGCUGAAAGUGAAAAGAUCAGAAACAAGAUUGAGGAGCUGCAGAAACAAAAGGAGAAGAUGGAGAAGAUUAUGGGCGCUAGUGAGUACGAAGAGAAAGUACCUGCCAACAUUAAGGAAGACAACACCACGAAGCUCGCCAAACUUCUUCAAGAAUUCGACUUUUUCAACAAUAUUUAUUCAAAGACCCUUAUUAGAAUGUCCCACAUUGCUUGGGAUUAA
Messenger RNA from Arabidopsis lyrata subsp. lyrata, 3403 nucleotides. RefSeq names its product valine--tRNA ligase, mitochondrial 1-like. Gene Ontology annotation, biological process: valyl-tRNA aminoacylation. The record is from RefSeq and is a predicted model, not a curated record. Gene Ontology annotation, molecular function: aminoacyl-tRNA deacylase activity; valine-tRNA ligase activity; ATP binding. Lineage: Eukaryota; Viridiplantae; Streptophyta; Magnoliopsida; Brassicales; Brassicaceae. Gene Ontology annotation, cellular component: cytosol.